UGUCCGCGUCGUUGCUCUUGCCUGAUCGCGCCAAGGACCUGGCCCGUGCCUUCUGUCUUAUGUCAUCGACCAUGAAUCUUCAACGGAGGCGCAUCUCAAAACGUCUCCCCACUCUUCAAUCUUUCACUCACUUUUUGCGUUAUGGCGACUUCAGCGCGUUUUGUAUCGUCUUUGCGACGCAGCGCGCUGUCUUCUCGUGUUGUAUCACGAACUCAAUGCUUGAGACUGGCACCUCAGGUCCGGAGAAUAACUUCAGCGACAUCGGAACCUCAUCAACCAGAUUCGAAAGGUGGUCUGGAUGGACCAGCACCCGCGAAAACCAUCAAGUUCACCUCAGAGUCGUACCCGGAACUUAAGAGAGAUCCAAAAUAUGCUCAACUUACAGAAGAGCAUGUGAAGUACUUCAAAGAGCUUCUGAGCUCGGAAUCUGCGUGCAUUGAUGGAGUUACAAAAGAUGCAUCCGAAGAUAUUGAGCCCUUCAACAGUGACUGGAUGCGCAAAUUCCGUGGCCACACCCAACUUGUCCUGAAGCCCAGCAACAAGGAAGAGCUCAGCAAGAUUUUGAAGUACUGCAAUGAUAAUAUGAUUGCUGUCGUGCCGCAGGGAGGUAACUCUGGUCUCGUCGGUGGCUCCGUACCUGUCUUCGAUGAGAUUGUCAUCAACCUUCAGAAGAUGAACAAGAUCCGGUCCUUCGACGAAGUCUCUGGUAUUUUGGUUGCUGAUGCUGGGGUUAUUCUCGAGAAUGCCGACAACUACUUGGCUGAGCGGAAUCACAUCUUCCCUCUCGACCUUGGCGCAAAGGGCUCAUGCCAGAUUGGUGGCAACGUCGCAACCAACGCGGGUGGUCUGCGUCUGCUGAGAUACGGCAGUCUUCACGGCAAUGUUCUGGGUAUCGAGGCAGUCCUCCCGGAUGGCACUAUCGUCAACGAUCUUUGCACUCUUCGUAAGAACAACACUGGAUAUGAUCUGAAGCAACUCUUCAUUGGCGCUGAGGGUACUAUCGGCAUCAUUACGGCUGUUUCAAUACAAUGUGCGGCAAGGUCGCAGGCCGUGAACGUUGCCUACUUCGGUCUGGAGAGCUUCGAGAAGGUGCAAGAGGCCUACCGCACAGCCAAGGGUCAGCUUGCUGAGAUUCUGUCUGCCUUCGAGCUUAUGGAUGGUCGCACACAAAAGUUGGUCAACAAGGUUACCGGAAAGAAGAUGCCUCUUGAGGGAGAAUACCCCUUCUACUGUUUGGUCGAGACAAGUGGUUCGAACACCGACCACGAUGCUGAGAAACUGCAAGCAUUCCUCGAGCACGUCAUGGAGACCGAGAUCGUUCUCGACGGCACCCUUGCUGACAACCAGACGCAAAUCCAGGAGCUCUGGUCGUGGCGCGAGGGUAUUACGGAGGUUUUGGGCCACGAGGGUGGCGUGUACAAGUACGACUUGUCGAUACCGAUCUCAGAGCUGUACGAUAUCGUCAACGAUACCAGGGACCGACUGACUGAGGCUGGUCUUGUUGGCGACGGUCCCGACUACCCUGUUGUUGACGUCGUCGGAUACGGCCAUAUGGGUGAUGCGAACUUGCACUUGAACAUUCCUACCCGGAGAUUCGACAAGGCCGUCGAGAAAAAGCUUGAGCCUUUCGUGUACGAGUGGGUACAGAAGAGGAACGGCAGUAUCAGUGCUGAGCAUGGUCUCGGUGUCACCAAGAAGCCAUACGUCAGCUACAGCAAGAACGAGACCAUGAUGAAGCUGAUGAAGCAGAUCAAGGAUCUGUAUGAUCCUAAGGGCAUCAUGAACCCAUACAAGUACAUAUAAGCUUCCGUGUAGUACUAUCAGACCAUUCUUACUCCUCCCAUG
Molecule: messenger RNA, 1845 nt
Organism: Macroventuria anomochaeta
Lineage: Eukaryota; Fungi; Ascomycota; Dothideomycetes; Pleosporales; Didymellaceae
Product: D-lactate dehydrogenase 2 mitochondrial precursor
Exons: 4
Coding region: 142-1803 (553 amino acids)
Cellular component (GO): mitochondrion
Molecular function (GO): catalytic activity; FAD binding
Source: RefSeq, a predicted model, not a curated record